Peromyscus eremicus (cactus mouse) is the source of this 1608-nucleotide messenger RNA. RefSeq names its product leucine zipper transcription factor like 1 (gene Lztfl1). Gene Ontology annotation, cellular component: cytoplasm. The record is from RefSeq and is a predicted model, not a curated record. Gene Ontology annotation, biological process: negative regulation of protein localization to cilium. The coding region runs from base 145 to 1170 and encodes 341 amino acids. Lineage: Eukaryota; Metazoa; Chordata; Mammalia; Rodentia; Cricetidae. The transcript has 10 exons.
GCCUCUCUGUUACCAUUGGCAAUGACAGGCACCGCCCCAAGUUAGCGUGACAUGAAAAGGUGGGACUUCCGGAUCUCGAAGCCAAUGUACAUGCUGAAAUCAGCCAGUUACGCAGCACUUUCUAUCACGUGAUAUUGAGGGCCAAUGACAGUGUACAGCCGAGGGCCCACGUGCCUCCGUGUCCAUUGGCAACCCGCGGCUUCUAAACAACCUACUUUCCUCAGGCCGCAGCUCAGGCCUCCCUGUUUCCUGUCUGAUCCCGCCAUCGCCAUGGCAGAGUUGGGCCUAAAUGAGCACCAUCAAAAUGAGAUUAUUAAUUACAUGCGUUUUGCUCGUUCAAAAAGAGGCUUGAGACUUAAAACAGUAGAUUCCUGCUUUGAAGACUUCAAGGAGAGCAGGCUGGUGGAGGAGACUUUCACCAUGGAUGAGGUCACAGAAGUCCUGAAUGGGCUGCAGGCUGUGGUACACAGUGAGGUGGAGUCUGAGCUCAUCAAUACAGCCUACACCAAUGUGCUACUCCUGCGGCAGCUGUUCUCACAAGCUGAAAAGUGGUACCUAAAGCUACAGACGGACAUCUCUGAACUUGAAAACAGAGAAUUAUUAGAACAAGUUGCUGAAUUUGAAAAGGCAGAAUUUACAUCUUCAAAUAAAAAGCCCAUCAUAGAUAUCACAAAGCCUAAACUUGUUCCAAUCAAUGAAGGCGGAACAACAGAACUGCUAAACAAGGAAAUUUUAAGACUUCAACAAGAGAAUGAGAAAUUAAAGUCAAGACUGAAGACCAUUGAAAUACAGGCUACAAAUGCUUUGGAUGAGAAGUCAAAAUUGGAAAGAACACUUCAAGAUUUACAGCUUGAUCAAGGAAAUCAACAGGAUUUUAUAAAGGCCCAUGACUUGGAUGACUUGGAAAACACAGUUGCAGCUCUUAAGAAUGAAUUUCAGAAAACACUUAAUGACAAGACAGAAAACCAAAAGUCUUUGGAGGAGAACCUAGCAGCAGCCAAACAUGACCUCCUCAGAGUACAGGAGCAGCUGAGCAUGGCUGAAAAGGAGUUAGAAAAGAAAUUUCAACAAACAGCAGCUUAUCGAAACAUGAAAGAGAUUCUCACCAAAAAGAAUGACCAAAUCAAAGAUCUACGGAAAAGACUGGCAAAAUAUGAAUCUGAAGAUUAAAGACUGAAAGGUUUUGUCCAGAACCUGCCACACAUGAGCAUACAAGUUAUCUCCAUCCACCUCAGGCAUGUAUUUUGAAGCAUUUUGUCAUAUUCUCUCCUUUUUCUAAUGUUUAGGCUUUGCUUGUAAUACUAGAAUUAGUAUUCUUAUCUUCAGUUCUCUAAUUGAGAAGAGAAAAAAAAUGUAAUGAUUCUUUUUUGUUGUCCCAAACACCUGUCUGUCAAGUGCUCCAGUCUCCGUACAAGUACAGUGAGAUUUCUUCAUGGUAGAAAAGAGUUUAGAGUGGGAAGAAGAGCCAUCCUUUUGUAUUAGUAAGAAGAGUGAACCUUUUAAUGUUAGAUAAGCCGGUACCAUCAAUACUUGUACAGUCUCUGAAUGUAAAGAUACAUAGUAAAGUUAUUAAGUUUACAAAUAAAUCUCCUAUUUUUAAUAAUGAAA